Messenger RNA from Candidula unifasciata, 588 nucleotides. The record is from the annotation of a GenBank genome assembly. NCBI's taxonomy places the organism in Eukaryota, Metazoa, Mollusca, Gastropoda, Stylommatophora, Geomitridae.
AUGCUUAGUGUGGGCAAAGUGGAGUGUGGGCAAAGUGGAGUGUGGGCAAAGUGGAGUGUGGGCAAAGUGGAGUGUGGGCAAAGUGGAGUGUGGGCAAAGUGGAGAGUGGGCAAAGUGGAGAGUGGGCAAAGUGGAGAGUGGACAAAGUGGAGAGUGGGCAAAGUGGAGAGUGGGCAAAGUGGAGAGUGGGCAAAGUGGAGAGUGGGCAAAGUGGAGAGUCGGCAAAGUGGAGAGUCGGCAAAGUGGAGAGUCGGCAAAGUGGAGAGUCGGCAAAGUGGAGAGUCGGCAAAGUGGAGAGUCGGCAAAUCGGCAAAAAGUGGAGAGUCGGCAAAGUGGAGAGUCGGCAAAGUGGAGAGUUGGCAAAGUGGAGAGUCGGCAAAGUGGAGAGUCGGCAAAGUGGAGAGUCGGCAAAGUGGAGAGUCGGCAAAGUGGAGAGUCGGCAAAGUGGAGAGUCGGCAAAGUGGAGAGUCGGCAAAGUGGAGAGUCGGCAAAGUGGAGAGUCGGCAAAGUGGAGAGUCGGCAAAGUGGAGAGUCGGCAAAGUGGAGAGUCGGCAAAGUGGAGAGUCGGCAAAGUGGAGAGUCGGCAAA